This is a messenger RNA of Echinostoma caproni, 480 nucleotides long. NCBI's taxonomy places the organism in Eukaryota, Metazoa, Platyhelminthes, Trematoda, Plagiorchiida, Echinostomatidae. The record is from the annotation of a GenBank genome assembly.
AUGGAGCUUUGGAUAGACAGCAUCGGUUGCCGACAUCUUCGAACUGCGCCUCGUCACCCCUGUUCGAACGGAGCGGCAGAGAAUCUAGUCAAAACUGUCAAGAGUGCAAUUGCGUCUGUCAAUCCUAAAACGCUACAUGAGUUGGAAAUGUUGGUGGAUAGCUUCCUACUCCAAUACCGAAACGGAACACAUACAACCACGAAGGAGAGCCCGGCAACGUUUUUUAAAUCCAGACGCUUGCGAUCCUCCCUGCAGUGCCUCGACUUCAGUAACGUCGUAUACUUCCGUGGUAAUGAUUUGCGACCCGUCUGUGGUAUAGUCACACGACAACUGGGUCAAGCCAUGGUGGAAAUUACCGACUUGAAUGAUGCUACUGUGUACAAGCGACACGUGGACCAAAUCCACUUCAAACCAUCGACGGACCAGCGGCAUCAAGAGACAAGCGAGGGUGACAGUCAGUUGCACAUCCCGUCAGCAUAA